AUGAACGUCCUUCAAAAUGUGCUCAGCGCCGUCUCGCCGCAACCCGACGGCGAUUUCGUCGACAAGCUCAAUUAUUGUGUGUCGACGAUCGCGCUCGUCGUGUGCUCGGCGUUCAUCACCGGCUGGAGCUUCGUCGGCAAUCCAAUCAAUUGCUGGUUCCCGGCCUACUAUAAGGGAUGGUGGUGCGAGUACGCGCUGGAUUAUUGCUUCAUCCAAAACACCUAUUUUGUGCCGUUCAUCGGCGAGGCGAAAGAGAAGGCGUUCGAAUGGGAUAGCGUGAUGGCGCCGAGCAAGAAUGUCACCGAGUUGCCGCAAACCAAACAAAUCGGCUACUACCAAUGGGUGCCGUUCAUUCUCGCGCUUCAAGCGCUUCUCUUCUACACGCCCGUCGUCAUUUGGCGUCUCCUCUACGGAAUGUGCGGUCAGAAUCUGACGGCGUUGUGCAACACGUGCACGGCGAACGAGGGCAACGAGGAAUCCCGAAAGGGUACCAUGGUCACCAUGGCGGGAUUCAUUAGCCAGAAGCGACGACGCAAUUUGCACAUCAACACCAAGUACCAGUCGAUUGCCGACAAAUCGGCUGUCUUCAUGUCAUAUUUGUUCAUGAAGGUCCUAUUUCUGCUCAAUGUGCUCUUCCAAUUCGCGCUCCUCAAAAAAAUGCUCGCCGUCGACUCGCACUUCUGGGGAUUCGAGGUGCUCGCCGAUUUGUACAAUGGUCAUGAUUGGCCGGAGACUGGCAACUUCCCGCGCGUCACCAUGUGCGACUAUUCGGUUCGUGUGCUCGAUUCGUUCCACAAGCACACGGUUCAAUGCGUCCUCAUGAUCAACAUGUUCAACGAGAAGAUCUUCGUCGGCUUGUGGUUCUGGCUGUUCGGCCUUUCCGUUCUCACCAUGAUCAAUUUUGUGAAUUGGAUUGUGAAAUCGGUCGGCACCAACGCCGUCAAAGAGUACGUCAAACCGUACAUUCACGACAUCGACGCUAAAGCGAAGACGAACCGCGGAAAACUCCAACAGUUCGUCACCGAGCAUCUGACGCCAGAUGCCGUGUUCACGUUGCGUCUCAUCGAGAUCAACAACGGCAAGGCGCCGGUUCGCGAGCUUCUUCACGAGAUGUGGUCCAAAUUCAACGCCGCCCAUCCGCCGCCCUACUCAGCGCCGAUGCUCGUCAAAGACGCCGAGCCGCUUCUCAAGAACUACGACGACGAGACGCAAAUUUGA
Molecule: messenger RNA, 1218 nt
Organism: Caenorhabditis bovis
Lineage: Eukaryota; Metazoa; Nematoda; Chromadorea; Rhabditida; Rhabditidae
Source: the annotation of a GenBank genome assembly